AUGAAGACCGCCGUCGCCCUCGCCCUCUGCCUCGUCGGCGCCGACGCCAGGAAGCCGUCGCGCGAAACGGCCCGGAGCAGAAUCGAGAAGCUGCUGGGCACCCGAGGCGGCAAGAAGACGACGAGCGCGGGCCGGCGCUUAGGGAGCCCGAAGCAGCUGGUCGACACGGCGCACCCGCUGCUGAAGGCUCGCUGGGAGGCCACCGGCAAGCUUACGCUGGCGGAUAUCGAGGCGGCGGCGGCGGCGCCCGAGUGGCGGACCGAGCGGGCCGUGCGAGGCCGGGACCGCGUCUCGCGCCUCGGGAGCAUCAAUGACGACCGGACCGCCGCCGACUGCGCGGCCUACACGGGUUCCGGAGCAGCGUGCUUUGACGGCGACCAGUCUUACUUCGACGACGACUUCACGGUGGCGCUUGCGCCGGGCGCCUGCGCCACGUGCGGCUACAGUGAUUCGGCGCCCUCGGGCGGAAGCAACGACUUCCGCGACUGCAUCACGUGCGCCGACGCCGCGUACGAACUCAUGGUCCUCUUCGGCGACUGCACUGGCGUCUGCGUCGACGCGGCCGGCAAGGCGACGCUCGAAGGGAUGGGCUUCGCGGACCUGGACGACUCGGCGUGCGAGGCGACGCGGGCGUGCUACGACGACGACGGCUUCGUCGACUCGCUGGCGCUCGGCGGCACGAACGCGAACUACAUCGGCGGCGACGGUGACGACGGUGACGACGACGGCGACGACGGGAGCUACUUGUACUCGUACCCGUACGAGUACUGGGGAAGCGGCGUGGGCUGGUGCGACUCGGAUCUCGACUACGAGAUCGGCUUCUACAGCGGCGAAGAGUGUUGGGCCCAGUGCGACGCGAUGUACGGCUCCGCCCUCGUGGCCGCCGACUGGGACGUGGAAGGCUAUUGCUACUGCCAGAACGACUGCAGAUGCAUGAACGACGUGGGGGAUCCAGGGGUGUUCCUGGCGACGCAGGGAUCGAUCGCGGAGCUCCCGGGACCGUGCUCGUACGACUAUUCAUACUCGUACUCGUACCACGAGUUCCUGCUCUGCCCCGACUUAGAGAGCGCUUACGUGACGUGCCUGGAGACGGCAGCCCAAAAUGGGGUUGACGCGUCGGCCGGCGGAUGGUCGUGCUGUGCGGCGGAUGCCAGUUUCCCGACCACCUGCGCCGGCAUGCAAACGUACUACGAGUUCCAGGACGCCUGCGGCGAUCCGCCCGCGGCGUGCGCGGCGGAAUGGCACACCUACGUCGAGUGCGUGUACGCGACAGCCCUCGACGCGAUAAAUGAUGAUCUAACUGGCGCGGCUCCGCUGAACUGCGACCUCAACUGCACGGCGACGUACUAUUCAUACUCCUACUCGGGCGCGUGCACCGAGAACUGCAUCGCGUGCGACGGCCCGGGAUACGAGGACUGCCUGGAGUGCGAGAGCGGCUACGCGCACUACGACGCGGACGGCGACGGCGGGGGCUCGUGCUGGCCCGAGUGUCGCGGGCAGACAGCGUGCUAUGCCGACGGCAGCCCAUGCGCAACGGGCGAGUUUUGCAACUUUGACGGCGGUAGCUCCGGAGCGGGGAAUGCUUGUGAGCAAUGCUCGUCCUUCAGCGAGUCUGUCGCCUGCUACAAUGAUGGUCUGCCAGACGACGGCGCGGUAGAUUGCCACGCGUGCUGCUUCGGAGGUGAACCAUUAUACUCGCACUUGUAUAAUGAACCGGCCUACUCGUUCUCGUACACGUGCUCCGAUGAUGCUACUACUUGGUCUGAUUGUCUCAAGGCGUCGGCCCUCACGUACGACGACGACUUUUUCCAGUUCGACUCCUCGUCGUACGCCUACUCGUACGGUCCACCCACGACCUGCGACGAAGCACAGCAGCACCCCUUUUUCGUCGAGCAUUGCGCCUAUUCGCCCCCGGAGUGCCAGUCAGAGUACUGGUCGUACGUCGAAUGUCUUUUUGAGUACCAGCUGCUGAGCGAUCUGAACAUCGCCGGGUGCGACCUCGAUUGCGCGAGCGCCCCGCAACCGACGCGCGCGCCCACACUAGCACCGUCGCUCACGCCGACGGCGCAGCCGACAACGCCAAGGCCGACGCCCAAGCCGACGCCGGCGCCGAGCGUCACGCCCGGGAACCCGACGGCGAUGCCGGUCCCCGCGCCGACGCCGGCGCCGAGCGUCACGCCCGGGAACCCGACGGCGAUGCCGGUCAGCGGUUCGCCCGCGGUGUACACCUUUCAGGCGGGCCACUGCUAUCCUGGGUCAGAAGCACCGUUUAUCAACACGGGCGGGUCUAUGGGCAGCGACCUCGCGGAAACAGGAACGCCCCAAGAAUGCUACGCUUACUGCGUGGGCAAUUCCGGUUAUAUGGGUCUCGAUUUGGAGCCCUUGGAUAGUUACAGCUCCUCAGGCCACAGGUGUAUGUGUACUCGCCCGGGUGGACAGACAAGUUUCCGGUCUCGUCUCAAGCGAAGUGAGACCAAGGUUCGAUUCGCGCGCAGGCAAACUCGCCGCGGGCGACUACAACGCUGGCUGGAUGGCGUGUAAGAGGCCCGUCGGGAAUUCGGUGGCGAUCGAAGACAUGGACUGGUCCUGGAUGGGCGAAUCAUAUGUCUGCUUCACGGAGACGUUCGACGCCGACGCCGAGCUUUCGAAUUUCUGCAACGACGACGACGACUACAGCUACUCCUACGGCGGCGUCCCGGACGACGCCGUCCUCUGCCCCGGGCUCCCCGCGGCCGACUACUGCGACUGCGGCGGCGACUGCACCGGCCAACCCGGCUGGUGCAACUGCACGGAGGCCUUGGAGUGCUGCGGACUGUCACAAGCGCCCUACUCGUACUCGUACCUUCCGGCGUACUCGUACCUUCCGUGCCCCGACGAACUGGAGGAUUUUACGGACUGCCUCUCGUCUACGCCCGGUUUCACGGCUGACGACGACUUCUUCACUGACAACGACUACAGCUUCUCCUUCGGCGGCGAUGCUUUGUGCGACCCUUCCUCAUGGCCCGACUUGGACUGGUACGACGGCGGCGGCGUUUGCGGUGCGUGCAAGGCGCUCGUAAAUUGGGAAAUGUAUGGUUCUACGUGCGGCGGGUACUGCUCCGGCAUUGGCCUCACUUGCAUCGACGGUUGGGAGGAGUUUUCGGAUGAUUCAUGUACCGUGGACUAUCACCUCGGAUGCGACGGAUCGGUCAGCACGAGCGACGCGAUCUGUGAGUGCAGUAGCAGUGGCAGCAGCAGCGGCGGCAGCGACGACUUUUCGCCGGAGACAUGCGACGACGUCCAGCAGUGGCUCUCAAACGGACAGUGCGCCAACGGGCCCGCCGUAUGUCAGACGGAAUAUCAGGCGUACUUCGAGUGCAUUUACGAGGACUUGGCCCUGAGCGCACUCGGCCUCGCGUGCGAUUUCACCUGCGCGCUCCCGGCGCCAGAGCCGACGACGCCCGCGCCAAGCGUCGAUGGUGAGGGUACUCUGCGCCUCGUCGACGGCACGAGCGCCUACGAAGGCCGGGUCGAGAUCUUGCACAAUAAUGAGUGGGGUACGGUGUGCGACGAUGACUGGGAUCUUCAGGAUGCCACCGUGGUCUGCGAGCAGCUCUUCGGGACGGACGCCUUGGAAGCCAAGACAUCUGCUUUCUUUGGACAGGGCAGCGGCACGAUAUGGAUGGACGCCGUUUCCUGCGCCGGCGACGAGGCGGUGCUCUCCGAGUGCUCUUUCGACGGCUGGGGCAAUCACGACUGCGGCCAUAACGAGGACGCCGGUGUCGUCUGCAGCACGUGCUUUCCGACGUGCUUUGGAGAAACCUGCGACCACUGGACCACGCAUGGCGACAGCUGUUCGACGCUGGAAGGUACUUAUGACUGCGACUGCUCGGGUUGUGCAUGUGCUGCUCCGCCGACGCCGACGCCGACGCCGAGGCCAACACCCUGCGCUGGGUGCGACCAGACGCUUGUGCUGUUCCUGACGACGGACUAUUACCCGGGCGAGAUCAGCUGGACUGUGAGCACCCAGUCGUCUGCUUGUGCAAGCGUGACGGCGUCAGGAGGGUCGUACAGUAGUCAACACACGCUGUACGAGAUCGUGGUCGCCACGGACUUCUGUGCGAGCGAGAACUACAUGUUCGAGAUAUUAGACUCGUAUGGCGACGGUCUCUGCUGUGGUGGUGGGUCCUGUUCUUGCACUGGUGGUGGGUCCUAUUACCUAGAGCUGAACGGCGUCCAGAUCUACAGUUCGAAUGGUGCCUAUGGCUCUGGCGAGACCUUUUAUUUCACCGCAAAUAUUUCUCCUGCGCCGACGCCGGAGCCCUCGCUGCGCCCAACGCCGAGGCCGACGCCGACCCCAACAACGCCGAGGCCGACGCCGACUCCGACACCGAAACCCACGCCGGUGCCGACAGAAGCUCCGGUCGUCGCCGGUUCCCUCACGCUGUCCGGCAUCUCGGUCGCCGAAGCCAGCGGAGAAGAAUCCAAGGCCGUUCUCCAGGGCGCCAUCGCCGACGUCGCGGGCGUGUCGAAGGGCGACGUAACGAUCCUGGGCGUGGCGGCGGCGCGCCGCCGCCGACUCCAGACCGGCGUCGUCGUCGACUACAAGAUCCAGUUGACGGACCACGAGGCGUCGGAGGAUGCCGCCGCCAACCUCGCGAGCGCCAGUCCCGCGGAUGUUGAUGAGGCGAUCGACGACGCCGCGAAGAAGGCGUCCACAAGGGCCGUGUUCGCGGGCGUCGCCACCACAUCGCUGACGUCCACCGUCGUCGCCGCGACCGACGCCCCGACCGCCGCGCCGACGACGUGGUGGGACAACAAGAAGAAGCGGAAGGAUGCCAUGCCGGUAAUCAUCGGCAUCGUCGUGGGCUGUGUCGUCGGGUUUUGCUGCUGCAUCGCGGGCUUGUGCCUCUGCGUCGCGAGGUGGCAGAAGAAGCAGAAGCAGAAGCCCCGCAAGCCUCCCACGCCGCCCCUGGUCGGCGACGCACAGCCACCGACGCCGCCGCCGCCGACGCCACCGCCGGCGCUGGCGGCGAUCCCUCAGAAGCGAGGCUGGUACCCCUCGCCGUCGGCGCCGCCCCCGGCCCUGGCGCCCAUCAAGGCCCAAGCCGCCGGGUGGUCGACCGAGGAGCCGCCGCCGCCGCCGCCAGCCGUCCCUGUCGCGGAGGCGGUGUCCGAGGGCUGGGGCGCGCGCGGGCUGCGGCGCCUCGCGUCCUGGCGGUCGUCGCCGAGGGAGGGCGCCGAGAGUGCACCGGAACCGGAACCGGAACCAGAACCGGAAGCCUGAAGAAAAUUCCCCCCCCCCAAAUUCACGAAAAGAAAAACAAAUUCGCGAUCUCCUCACGACGGACGCCCGCGGCCUCAAGUUUCCCGCCUGGUGCAGUCCCUUCCCUCUCGCUCGUCCGGUGCUCCAUGAUGCGAGACCUCCCCUCCUCUACUGCCGUGUUCACAGACACGAGCGCAUUACUAAAAAUCAAACUCUGACUCGGGGGCCCUUUAAC
Molecule: messenger RNA, 5480 nt
Organism: Pelagomonas calceolata
Lineage: Eukaryota; Pelagophyceae; Pelagomonadales; Pelagomonadaceae
Source: the annotation of a GenBank genome assembly